AUGCAGCCGACAGCCUACUACAACAAAUAUGACGAACGAGUAUGUCUUCCUCAGCGAUCACUCAAAUUGUAUCCUCCUGCCAACAAAGCCAAUGCCGCAUUUGUUAUUCUUGUACGCAAUAGAGAGCAGCAAGAUAUUGCCGACACGAUCAUGAACCUCGAAGACAAGUUCAACAAGAACUUCCAUUAUCCCUACGUAUUUCUCAACAAUGAACCGUUCACUGAGGAAUUCAAAGCAGCAAUGAGAGUGGCAUCUCCUUAUGCUGACAUGCAAUUUGGAUUGGUGCCUGUGGAACAUUGGAGUUAUCCAGCUCAUGUCAACCAAACAUACGCAGCUGAAUGUCGAGAACGAAUGGAUCGGGAGAAUGUCUUUUAUGGCGGCAUGGAGAGUUAUCAUCAUAUGUGUCGGUAUCAAUCUGGGUUUUUCUUCAAGCAUCCUCUCUUGGAUAGCUACGAUUGGUAUUGGCGCGUCGAGCCUGGUGUACGCUUCUUUUGUGACAUCACCUAUGAUCCUUUCUUGUUCAUGGAAAAGCAUGGUAAAAAGUAUGGCUUCGUGGUAACCCUGCUUGAGCUACGUGAAACGAUUCCAACUUUAUGGGAGACCGUCAAGGAGUAUGCUCAGUCACGACACAUUGAUUUGAAUCGACCUGGAAGCCUAUUCCCUUACUUUCGUGGGGCAGAUGGUGACUACAACUUGUGCCAUUUUUGGUCUAAUUUCGAGAUUGCAUCACUUGACCUCUGGAGAAAUCCCAGCUAUCGAGACUUCUUUGACUACCUGGAUCGGACAGGCAAAUUCUUUUAUGAGCGAUGGGGGGAUGCACCUGUACACUCUCUUGGUGCUGGCUUGUUUUUGGAUACGGAUGAGAUUCACUACUUUGAAGAUUUGGGAUAUCAACAUGACCUUUAUCGACAUUGCCCAUCAAAAGAAAGCGGAUUAGCAUGCAGAUGCGAGUGCCCCGAGGGAACGAUUCCUGAUAAGAGUAUAGAUCAUGAUAAGAACUGGGAUACCUGCUUGCCACGUUGGAGAGAAUGGGUCAAAACAUCCAAACAACACCGCAAAACAUCUUGGAACGUUUGGUCGUAG
Molecule: messenger RNA, 1083 nt
Organism: Lichtheimia ornata
Lineage: Eukaryota; Fungi; Mucoromycota; Mucoromycetes; Mucorales; Lichtheimiaceae
Exons: 4
Coding region: 1-1083 (360 amino acids)
Biological process (GO): protein N-linked glycosylation; cell wall mannoprotein biosynthetic process
Cellular component (GO): Golgi apparatus; membrane
Molecular function (GO): alpha-1,2-mannosyltransferase activity
Source: RefSeq, a predicted model, not a curated record